UGUUAGCCCUUUUCCUUUCCUCUGCACAACUAUCUAUUGGACUCUUUGUGAAUACAAAUCCAAAGGAAAUGGGAGAUGAGCUCUCCCACAAACACAAAUUAAGGGUUUAAAAAUAGUAGGAAAAAAAAAAAAAACCUCAGUACAGUGGCCUUAUAGGUAGGAAUCAGAUAGCCAUACAAAGAAAAGCUGAGUCCAAGUUUACAGAGCAGGCCAUUUGUUUAGUUUCUGGAAAGAAAUUUAGGGGUUUAUGGCGGGAUAUCAUCAGCAAUGGGCAGCUCCGCCUGCGGCGCCGGAUUCGCAUUAUCAUUCUCACAACUCUUCUGACGAGGUCAGGACUAUAUUUGUGUUUGGAUUUCCUAGUGAUGUGAAGGAACGAGAGCUUCAGAAUCUGUUGCGAUGGUGGCCGGGUUAUGAGGCAUCACAAAUAAAUUUCAAAGGCGAUCAGGCUUUGGGUUUUGCUCUAUUUUCUACACCUCAAUUUGCAAUGCAAGCUAGAGAUGCCUUGCAGAAUUUGGUGUUUGAUGCUGAAAAUAACUCUAUAUUGCGUGCAGAGAUGGCUAAGAAAAAUCUCUAUGUGAAAAGAGGUGUUACUGUUGUCGCACCAGACACAAACAGCUUUGACCAUAGCAAAAGAAUGCGAACUGGUGGAGACUACAAUCCUGCAGCUUACCCUGCUCCAGGGACUUUUGUUCCUCAACCUGCACCUGUAUGGGGUCCACAGGGUUAUAUGGCGCCUCCAAGUGCUCAAUAUGAUCUGUAUGGAGGAUAUCCUCAAGUCCAGCCAGUUCCCAUGCCUGUUGCUCCUGCAGGCUAUGCACCUGUUCAGAACAUGAAGGACAAUCCCCCAUGUAAUACUCUUUUCAUUGGUAAUCUGGGUGAAAAUACAAGUGAAGCUGAGUUGCGGGGACUUUUUAGCGUACAACCAGGUUUCAAACAGAUGAAAGUGUUGCAUCAGGGAAGAAGCACUGUUUGCUUUAUAGAGUUUGAGGAUAUAAAUAGUGCAGUAGUUGUUCACAACAACUUGCAAGGUGCUGUUAUCACUAGCUCAGAUAGAGGUGGUAUGAGGAUACAAUAUUCUAAGAAUCCCUAUGGAAGAAAGAAAGAUGGCAGUGGACCACCACAUGCAGCUGGAGCUGCUCCUGGUAUGCCUGUACCAUUUUUCAAUGGUGUGCCUACAACAGCAUCACAGUGACAUCAUAUUAAAGCUGAUGACACCACCACCAAAAGGGACGUAUUCUGCUCUUUAAUGCUCCUUUUGAAGCAUGCAAUUUAGAAAUCAAUGGCAUCCUCAGCAUCAUAUUGGUGCAUUAAAUUGCAUCAUCGUUUUGUUAUCAUUGAUGUUGUGGUCAUCAGCAUUUUUUCCUUUUCUUUGCAUUUGAUCAUUAUUACGAUCAUUUGUGCCAUAUCAUCUAUGAUAGUUAUCAUAAUGUAUUGCAUCUGUUAGGGAAAAUGUGGAGAUUUGCAUUGGUAUCAAGCAUGAAGAAAGACACAGGGGGUUGCUUAAUAUUCAUGGGAGGGAGGUGCAUCAGAACUGUAUGUGGGCAGAUUAUGUUUCCUCAUUAUACAUGCAGCACAAUUCAAGUUCUUCAUAUUGGCAUUGGCAUUAGUAAUGGAUUUUUGUAGGAACAUCUGCAUGCACAGUUCAAGACAAGCAUUUAUCAUACUCAUGAUGUGGUUGGUUUUGCCUCCUUGUUAGUCUUAAAAAGGCAUGGGCUAUGGGGAUUGGUGACUUUUGUACUUCACUUCUAGUAUAUCUAGGGUUGAAGAUUAUUGAUUGCUUGCCUUAGUAUAAGUGCAUCUUUCAUAGCAGGCAUUUUCUCUCAUACAGAAAUAUUUCAACUAUGCAUUUGAAAAUUAUUUAAAAAACCAUGUCUUAUAUUUA
Cryptomeria japonica (Japanese cedar) is the source of this 1882-nucleotide messenger RNA. Its product is annotated as cell wall integrity protein scw1. NCBI's taxonomy places the organism in Eukaryota, Viridiplantae, Streptophyta, Pinopsida, Cupressales, Cupressaceae. Bases 248 to 1192 code for a protein of 314 amino acids. The record is from RefSeq and is a predicted model, not a curated record. Gene Ontology annotation, molecular function: mRNA binding. The transcript has 9 exons.